This is a messenger RNA of Medioppia subpectinata, 720 nucleotides long. NCBI's taxonomy places the organism in Eukaryota, Metazoa, Arthropoda, Arachnida, Sarcoptiformes, Oppiidae. The record is from the annotation of a GenBank genome assembly.
AUGCGCUAUAUCACGAAAUGCAGACCAAAUUUACCACAAAUUGUUGUUAUCGGCGGUCAGUCGUCGGGAAAGUCCAGUGUUUUGGAGAGUAUUGUUGGCCGCGAUUUCCUGCCCCGCGGGUCGGGUAUUGUCACCCGAAGACCACUCGUUCUGCAAUUAAUAUCCGAUAAAAAUAACACAAAACCGUUUGGAGAAUUCCUUCAUUCGCCGGGAAAACGGUUUUAUAAUUUCCAUGAAAUACGCGAUGAAAUCACCGCUGAAACCAAAAGAGAGGUUAAGGAAAGCACAGGAGUGUCAUCGAAACCAAUCAAUCUUAAGAUCUAUUCGCCGGAUGUCUUGGAUCUAACUCUCGUAGAUCUGCCGGGAAUGACAAGAGUGGCUGUUGGGGAUCAGCCCAACGAUAUCGAGAAAUUGAUUGAAAAUAUGAUUUUAAAUUAUAUUAAAAAAGAUAAUUGUUUGAUACUAGCUGUAACUGCAGCCAACCAAGAUUUGGCCACAUCUGAUGCUCUGAAACUUGCCAAACGAGUUGAUCCCAAAGGUGAUCGCACCAUCGCUGUGUUGACCCAAUUGGACAUAAUGAACCCUGGUACUAAUGCCAGGGAUAUACUAAAUGGGAAACAUAAACUCCAAUUUAAGCGCGAUUUCAUUGGUGUCGUUAAUCGAUCCCAAAAAGACAUCGACGAGAAGAAAGACAUUAAGAAAGCGUUGGCCGACGAAAGC